Hevea brasiliensis (rubber tree) is the source of this 564-nucleotide messenger RNA. RefSeq lists its product as uncharacterized. Lineage: Eukaryota; Viridiplantae; Streptophyta; Magnoliopsida; Malpighiales; Euphorbiaceae. The transcript has a single exon. The coding region runs from base 1 to 564 and encodes 187 amino acids. The record is from RefSeq and is a predicted model, not a curated record.
AUGGGAAGCUUCUGUUCCUUCGCUAAUAACUUGAAUCUAGUGGAAAUUAAUCUUACUGGGAAAUGUUUCACAUGGAAGAGUGGAAACUCUAUGAGAAGGAUUGACAAAGCACUAGGCUCAUGCCAUUGGUUUCAAAAAUUUCCACAGUUGUCACUCAUCGGUCUCCCUAAAAGGCCCUCUGACCACAAACCGAUUGUUUUCACGGCAGAGGAGCCGAAUUGGGGACCCAAACCAAUCAGAUUCGUUGAUAUUUGGUGGUCCUGGCCCAAAUUUAAUAAAGUUGUUAAAGGUUUUUGGUCAGAAAUUUCUCAAUCUCAUACUUCAUUAGCUGUGAAAAUGAAGUUGCCAAGACAUAAGCUGAAUGACUGGAAUAAAAAUGUCUUUGGACAUAUUGACCACACCAUCUCUACCUUGAGAUGGUCUAUAGAUGCAUGGGACAAUGUUGCCGAAAACAGAGCCUUAUCAGAGUCUGAGCUUGAAAUUGUCCAGCAACUAAGGUCUAAUCUGCGAUCAUCGUCUUCAAGAAGUGAAUGCAUCUGGAGACAAAAGUCGAGAAUUUCAUAG